UGUAGUCUUGGUGAAAAGCCGGUAGUUACAGACACCAUUGAAAUUAAGCAGGAGCUAAUGAAUGUAAGCGAAAGCCUCAUAAGGUAAUACUGUUGUUUAUGUGCACUCGGUAGUCGUAUGCAACAGUGGGUAGAAGUUUUAAGAAGAGCAUACUAUGGAGCCUGAGCCUGAACCAGAUCCUGAAGCACAGCUCACAUCUGUAAAUGCCUCGUCAUUUGUGGAGCCUUACCCAGAGCCCGAAUUUAGCCAUAGCGUUCAAUCGAUUCUUGUUGUUGUUGCAGUCAUCUUCAUGCUAAUUGGCACACUUGGGAAUGCUUUAGUUAUCCUGACGUUAGUUCGUAUGAAAAAUCGAACUAUCACAGAGGUAUUUCUCACGUCUCUUGCAUUUGCGGAUCUUUUUGUCUGUGUCGUCUGCAUUCCUCUUCUGAUCGUCGGCAUAACCGUGCACAGUGGCCACACAGGAUUUUCUUACAUCGUGGAGCAACAAGUCUUCUACUCAUCAUCAGUAGCGUCCAUUUUGAAUCUUACAGCUGUAGCUGUCGACCGCCAUGACGUUAUCAUUAAUCCGAUGAAUCGAAGAAUAACUACAACGCGCUGCAAGUAUGUUCUGGUUGCCGUUUGGGGGAUUUCCCUUUCAGCUGCCAUAAUUAUAUACUUCAUACCGGCACAAUACGAGUGUAUUCUUCUUGCUGUGUUUCUAUUUUUACCGUUGUACAUUAUGAUACACUGCUAUGUCAAGGUUCUGAAGAAGGCGAAGGCAGCCUCCGAAAAAUUAACCCAAAACAAAAAGGGAGAUGCAGCGCAGAAAGGUGGCAGUGUUGAUAAAACUGUUCGAAUGGUCGUCAUCAUUGUAGUUAUGUUCUGUGUCAGUUGGAUUCCAUCGUUGAUUACGCGUACUUUGAAGUAUACAAUUCAUAUGGAGGAAAUGCAUUUGUCCAUACUGGAAAUCACGUCAUGUUUGGUGGCGUAUGGCGGAAGUGCGAUCAAUUUCCUAGUGUACGCGUUCAUGAGUAGAAGGUUCAAGUACGCAUUGAUGCAGAUGCUUGGAGUGAAAACAUACUGUAACAAAGUUAUGCCAUCAACGAAAUCAGCAGCAACCAAUUUCUAAAUCAACUACAUUUGUUGAGGAUCCGAUUUGGUGACAUCUUUGCUUAUAGUUUAAACUUAUCCAUUUGACGAAGGCUUAUAUUUUCAUUUCGACGACGAUGCUUAAACUUAACAGAAAUAGAGUUUGUGAAUUAAAAAAAAGUAGUCUUGCAGAAUAUGCAUGGAUGAAAGUAAAAAUAUCUUUACAUCCAUGCUUAUAACAGUAUUUGAACCGCGAUCAUCCAGGGUUGGCGGUGGGACCAUGUAAGACUUAUACUGAACACGACCAACGACUGCGUAACUGAUUUUGCUCUUGUUAUCACCUCUGCAUACAGCGCGUAUUCAGUUCUUUCUACGAUUUGCUUAUAUAUUUUUGGAUUUAGGUAGAUCGGCUUAAUUAAUUAGACAAUCUGCUAGUGCUUUUGGAGGUCAAUUUUUCAAUAGACCUAGGAAACUAGUAUAAUAACACGGUGUUGUAUGAGUGGGAAGAGGUGGCAAUGUAUAUUGUUGAAUGUUAUGGGAAAUCAAGUAGGAAGUGGAUUUUAUUGUUAUGGUUAGCAUGUUACUAUUUUUGUAGAUACUGUCUUUGUAGAUAAGUGUCUUUGCUGGAUAGUCCUUGUGAUGAAAGGGCGGAUUGAGAUUUUUUUCUAACGGGAUGUUG
Anneissia japonica is the source of this 1747-nucleotide messenger RNA. RefSeq names its product QRFP-like peptide receptor. Gene Ontology annotation, biological process: G protein-coupled receptor signaling pathway. The transcript has 4 exons. Gene Ontology annotation, cellular component: plasma membrane. NCBI's taxonomy places the organism in Eukaryota, Metazoa, Echinodermata, Crinoidea, Comatulida, Comatulidae. The record is from RefSeq and is a predicted model, not a curated record. Gene Ontology annotation, molecular function: G protein-coupled receptor activity. Bases 155 to 1108 code for a protein of 317 amino acids.